GAGGAACUGAAAGCAGGGGAGGGCGGCGAAGGGGAGAGGGAGGAGUGGCGAGCAGAGAGCAAGGUUACACGUGAGAGCAGUCCAGAGAACGAAAGUAAGAGAGACAGAGGAGAGAGAGAGAGAGAAUAGCAGGACAGGUACGAUAGCGUGGAUUAUGGAGUUGAGAAGAUUUCAGUCUUACUUCACAAGUUAAUUGCCUGUUGCUCACUGGACGAGAACAAAGAAAAGUGGAGAACAAAGAAAGAGUAAACAAUAAGGGCAACGGAGAAAGAGAGAGAGGCAGAGGGGAAAACCAUGGGUAGAGGGAGAUAGGGAGAGGGGGGAACCAUGAGUAGAGAGAAAGGGAAGGACAACAGUUGAAUGUUGACAGAGGAAGUGAGGAUAUUAAUCGGGAGAUAAUCAAAAAGGAGGAGAGAGAGAGGGAAAAAUAAAUAAAAAAACAAAUAGAUACACAUUGACAGAGUGGACUGGACUUCAAUGAAGCACUGACAUCAGCCAAAUAAAGGGCGAGAGAGAGAAAGGAGGUCACUGCAGUCUGAAGUAGGUGCUGUGCACUGUAGUUUCUUAAGCACGCUUACUAUGCAACAGGAGAGUUAGGACAAGCAAACACAGACAGACGUUCACUACACGAUUGAACCAUGUUGAUGAAGGAGUAUAGAAUAUGCAUGCCACUAACUGUGGAAGAGUAUAAGAUUGGGCAGCUGUACAUGAUCAGCAAACACAGUAAUGAGCAGAGCGGAGGAGGGGAGGGAGUGGAGGUGGUGAGGAACCAACCAGACACACAUCCCCAACACGGCCUGGGACAACUCACUGAGAAACGCAUCUACCUCAAUAGUAAACUGCCAUCCUGGGUGAGUGUGUUUGUCCCCAGGGUCUUCUAUGUGACAGAGAAGGCCUGGAACUUCUACCCUUACACCAUCACAGGUCUGACAACACUAUUCUAUCCACCACAUACACAGCCGUUUCACCUGCUACCAACCUGUUCUUCCUAUAGGGUCAAGUCAACUGUUUCCUUGUCUGUCUCCUUCCUUCCCAAGUUCAGCAUCCGUAUUGAGACCAGGUUUGAGAACAACAAUGGUGACAACAAUAAUGUAUUUGGAGACAGGCCCACCCCUGCAGAGAGCGUGAGCCACCUGGAUAUCCUCAUUGACCCCAUCCCUGACAAACACUACAAGGAGACAGAGGACCUGAGUCGCUGGGUGUCUGAGAAGACAGGCCGAGGCCCCCUGGUGGAAGGGUGGCGUAAGGACAGCACCCCCAUCAUGUGCUCCUAUAAGAGGGUGCAGUGCAGUUUCGAAGUCUACGGCUUCCAGGGCAAGACUGAGGACUUCAUACACAGGAACAUCCAGGACAUCCUACUGGUGGGGCACAGACAGGCUGUGGCCUGGACAGACGAAUGGCACGGGAUGAGUUUGGAGGAUGUGAGAGAGUAUGAGCGACAGAUACAGGAACAGACCAACAGCAAACUCAAAUCAACCCAGAACAACAACACAGCAGCCCCUCGUCCGGCAUACUCGCGCUCUAUGUCUGUCACAGAUGAGCGCUCUCUGAAGAAGAUGGGAGUGAAGACUAUGGCCAUGUCAGACCCCUCCACCUCCACACUGCCUCAUAGCACUGUCCGCCUUAACUCCACCCCCGAGUAACACACACACGUUCAUACUGAUGCAUCAAUUCUUGCCUGCUUCCGUGACAGUAACUACACUGCAGCCAUUCCUUUUUUACGGCCAUCCACCACAAACACAUUUAACCAAUAAAGCUACACUGUCCACAGAAGCAGCACUUAGAGCACUCAGGUCCUACCCCUUUCUCCAGCUGUAACUACAGAACCCAACCCCCUGUCCUACCCCUUUCUCCAGCUGUAACUAUACAACCCAACCCCCUGUCCUACCCCUUUCUCCAGCUGUAACUACAGAACCCAACCCCCUGUCCUGCCCCUUUCUCCAGCUGUAACUAUAUAACCCAACCCCCUGUCCUACCCCUUUCUCCAGCUGUAACUAUAUAACCCAACCCCCUGUCCUACCCCUUUCUCCAGCUGUAACUAUAUAACCCAACCCCCUGUCCUACCCCUUUCUCCAGCUGUAACUAUAUAACCCAACCCCCUGUCCUACCCCUUUCUCCAGCUGUAACUAUAUAACCCAACCCCCUGUCCUACCCCUUUCUCCAGCUGUAACUAUACAACCCAACCCCCUGUCCUGCCCCUUUCUCCAGCUGUAACUAUAUAACCCAACCCCCUGUCCUACCCCUUUCUCCAGCUGUAACUACAUAACCCAACCCCCUGUCCUGCCCCUUUCUCCAGCUGUAACUAUAUAACCCAACCCCCUGUCCUACCCCUUUCUCCAGCUGUAACUAUACAACCCAACCCCCUGUCCUGCCCCUUUCUCCAUAUGUAACUAUAUAACCCAACCCCCUGUCCUACCCCUUUCUCCAGCUGUAACUACAUAACCCAACCCCCUGUCCUGCCCCUUUCUCCAGCUGUAACUACAUAACCCAACCCCCUGUCCUACCCCUUUCUCCAGCUGUAACUACAUAACCCAACCCCCUGUCCUACCCCUUUCUCCAGCUGUAACUACAUAACCCAGCCCCCUGUCCUACCCCUUUCUCCAGCUGUAACUACAUAACCCAACCCCCUGUCCUACCCCUUUCUCCAGCUGUAACUAUAUAACCCAACCCCCUGUCCUACCCCUUUCUCCAGCUGUAACUACAUGACCCAACCCCCUGUCCUACCCCUUUCUCCAGAUUUAACUAUAAAACCCAACCCCCUGUCCUGCCCCUUUCUCCAGCUGUAACUACACAACCCAACCCCCUGUCCUACCCCUUUCUCCAGCUGUAACUACAUAACCCACCCCCUGUCCUACCCAUUUCUCCAGCUGUAACUACAUGACCCAACCCCCUGUCCUACCCCUUCCUCCAGCUGUAACUAUACAACUCAACCCCCUGUCCUACCCCUUUCUCCAUCUGUAACUAUAUAACCCAACCCCCUGUCCUGCCCCUUUCUCCAGCUGUAACUAUAUAACCCAACCCCCUGUCCUACCCCUUCCUCCAGCUGUAACUAUACAACUCAACCCCCUGUCCUACCCCUUUCUCCAUCUGUAACUAUAUAACCCAACCCCCUGUCCUGCCCCUUUCUCCAGCUGUAACUAUACAACCCAACCUCCUGUCCUACCCCUUUCUCCAGCUGUAACUAUACAACCCAACCCCCUGUCCUGCCCCUUUCUCCAGCUGUAACUAUACAACCCAACCCCCUGUUCUACCCCUUUCUCCAGCUGUAACUAUACAACCCAACCCCCUGUCCUACCCCUUUCUCCAGCUGUAACUAUAUAACCCAACCCCCUGUCCUACCCCUUUCUCCAGCUGUAACUACAUAACCCAACCCCCUGUCCUACCCCUUUCUCCAGUUGUAACUAUAUAACCCAACCCCCUGUCCUACCCCUUUCUCCAGCUGUAACUACAUAACCCAACCCCCUGUCCUACCCCUUUCUCCAGCUGUAACUACACAACCCAACCCCCUGUCCUACCCCUUUCUCCAGCUGUAACUAUAUAACCCAACCCCCUGUCCUACCCCUUUCUCCAGCUGUAACUACAUAACCCAACCCCCUGUCCUACCCCUUUCUCCAGCUGUAACUAUAUAACCCAACCCCCUGUCCUACCCCUUUCUCCAGCUGUAACUAUAUAACCCAACCCCCUGUCCUACCCCUUUCUCCAGCUGUAACUAUAUAACCCAACCCCCUGUCCUACCCCUUUCUCCAGCUGUAACUAUACAACCCAACCCCCUGUCCUGCCCCUUUCUCCAGCUGUAACUAUAUAACCCAACCCCCUGUCCUACCCCUUCCUCCAGCUGUAACUAUACAACUCAACCCCCUGUCCUACCCCUUUCUCCAUCUGUAACUAUAUAACCCAACCCCCUGUCCUGCCCCUUUCUCCAGCUGUAACUAUACAACCCAACCUCCUGUCCUACCCCUUUCUCCAGCUGUAACUAUACAACCCAACCCCCUGUCCUGCCCCUUUCUCCAGCUGUAACUAUACAACCCAACCCCCUGUCCUACCCCUUUCUCCAGCUGUAACUAUACAACCCAACCCCCUGUCCUACCCCUUUCUCCAGCUGUAACUACAUAACCCAACCCCCUGUCCUACCCCUUUCUCCAGUUGUAACUAUAUAACCCAACCCCCUGUCCUACCCCUUUCUCCAGCUGUAACUACAUAACCCAACCCCCUGUCCUACCCCUUUCUCCAGCUGUAACUACACAACCCAACCCCCUGUCCUACCCCUUUCUCCAGCUGUAACUAUAUAACCCAACCCCCUGUCCUACCCCUUUCUCCAUCUGUAACUACAUAACCCAACCCCCUGUCCUACCCCUUUCUCCAGCUGUAACUAUAUAACCCAACCCCCUGUCCUACCCCUUUCUCCAGCUGUAACUAUAUAACCCAACCCCCUGUCCUACCCCUUUCUCCAGCUGUAACUAUAUAACCCAACCCCCUGUCCUACCCCUUUCUCCAGCUGUAACUAUACAACCCAACCCCCUGUCCUGCCCCUUUCUCCAGCUGUAACUAUAUAACCCAACCCCCUGUCCUACCCCUUUCUCCAGCUGUAACUAUAUAACCCAACCCCCUGUCCUACCCCUUUCUCCAGCUGUAACUACAUAACCCAACCCCCUGUCCUACCCCUUUCUCCAGCUUUAACUAUAUAACCCAACCCCCUGUCCUACCCAUUUCUCCAGCUGUAACUAUAUAACCCAACCCCCUGUCCUUGAGUUUGCAUCCCAAUAUUACACUUUAUAUACAUCAAAGUAGACUGAAAUAUUGCAAACUUUUUGACAUAGAAACACCACAUUUUCGGCAGGUAAAAAAAAAAAUGAAAUUAUUAAUAACAUUCCACCCAUGAGGCCUCUAGGUAAUUUGACUGCAGGAAAGGGCUACUAGAGUGGAUAUAAUGGUAGGGGAGUACCGUGGAUCCACACAGUCCCCCCCCCCCCCAACC
Salvelinus fontinalis (brook trout) is the source of this 4975-nucleotide messenger RNA. Its product is annotated as cytoplasmic phosphatidylinositol transfer protein 1-like. Gene Ontology annotation, cellular component: cytoplasm. The record is from RefSeq and is a predicted model, not a curated record. Bases 639 to 1643 code for a protein of 334 amino acids. Lineage: Eukaryota; Metazoa; Chordata; Actinopteri; Salmoniformes; Salmonidae. The transcript is spliced from 9 exons. Gene Ontology annotation, molecular function: phosphatidylinositol transfer activity; phosphatidylinositol binding. Gene Ontology annotation, biological process: phospholipid transport.